Molecule: messenger RNA, 6066 nt
Organism: Dunckerocampus dactyliophorus (ringed pipefish)
Lineage: Eukaryota; Metazoa; Chordata; Actinopteri; Syngnathiformes; Syngnathidae
Gene: spag17
Product: sperm associated antigen 17
Exons: 48
Coding region: 123-6026 (1967 amino acids)
Biological process (GO): axonemal central apparatus assembly; epithelial cilium movement involved in extracellular fluid movement
Cellular component (GO): axonemal central apparatus
Source: RefSeq, a predicted model, not a curated record
GCCAAGGGCGACAAAUGCACGCAGGGAAGUCAGACAAUGCUUGACUUGACGAUGGAAAUUUGCCACUAAUUGGAGUUUAGUUCGUUUAUAUUGAUUGGUCCCCCCCCCCCCACUCCAAAGAAAUGGCACCAAAGGCUGCUAAAAAGGACAAGGCUAAGAAAGCCCCCGCCACUCAGGGCCCGGAUACCCAGACUUGGGAGAGUGGUCUGGCUAAUGCACAGUUUGAAGAGGAGCAAUGGCAUGCCUGUGUGUGUUUAGUGGUUGGAAAAAGUCCAGAUGACGAGGACCUGAUGCCCAUUCUGACUCGGGCUGUGCAGCAACCACAACGCAAACUUUUUAGCUCACUGACGUGGGAACACACAGAGGCCAAGAUUGGUGAAUAUGGGAAUCCCAAAGCUAAGAAACGUGAAAGUUUCCCUCAGUUCUAUGAGGUCACAGGGCCUGCAAAGGAGCUGCUAGAUGCAAAAGAGGAGAUCCCUGCAGAGCUGAUGUCACAAAUAGUCAAGUUUAUGCUGCUGCAGAUCAAAGAUGGCGACCACCAGAGGAGAAAAGCAGAGCAAUCUGAGGAGACAUCUGCAUCCACCAAGGAAAAAGCAGGCCCCAAAGGCAAAGACAAAAAGUUAAAAGAGGAGCCACCCGCCAAACCGAAAACAAAGCUUAAACGCAGGGAUGAUGUCGAGCCGCCUAAGUACAUAGACGAUGAGCCAGAUGACGGCCCUCAACACUACAUCUUGCUACUGGGCUUUCAUCAGCCUGACCUGGUGGGGACAUUGGAUGCUGCAGGUGUACACGUGUCCAACGUCAUCAUGUUGAGUGCCACGCACCACGCACCGUGUGACGAGGAGCAGCAGGAGGAAGAGCAAGAGACCUCUGAGGCCGAUACCAAAUCGGAUGACGCUGCUGCUAGAGAGAAGUGGGCUGCUCAGGCCAAGGUGCUGGACAACUUCUGGUCUGGUUUGAGACAAGUGUUAGACAACGGUGGAGCAAACUCUCGACUGCACAAUGUGGCUCAGCUGGAGUACACGGUCCCAGAUAUCCUGAUGACCAUUGACAUGCAGGAUCCUGAGGCUGUGAUGGGGUUAGCGACAGAAAUGUUCGAGGGUGUGGCCAAUCUCAUUUACGACUGUCUGGACUGGCGCAGGCAGCACCAGCACUACAUAGAUGCCACCCACUUCAUAGCUGUGCCCUCUGUGAUCACGGUGGACCACUCUCAACCUCCAGAGCCUCCACCAGUUGUAUUGCCACAGUCCAAGAAGUCAGGGCGCCCGCCACCUCCAAAAAAGGUACAGCUGCCUCUCACCACUGACGUGGACAUGCAUCACUACAACAGCCUCCUGGACCACGUGCCAGCUGAGGCCUGCUCGGUGCCGCUGAUUUUACACUGCAUGCUGGAGCAGGUCGUGCUUAUUGUGUUGUCGAGUGAGCAGCCUCCUCAGCCACAAGUGUCUGAGUCACAGCCUCAGAAUGUUCCCCCUCUGGACCAUCAGCUGGUAGGUCAAAUGCUCCACAGCGUCCUGCCUGUGGUCCAAGCAUAUGAAAGGAGACACUUGCUGCAUAGUUUGUUGAGCACGGUAAACAGCGAAGAGGACAAAGAGAUGAUUAAGGAGCAGUUUGAAGAGACUCCCAAGAAAUUUGAGCACCCUGUUAUCAUCAGACACCAUGAUGAAAGAGCACUGCGCUUAAUUGGUGUAAACGGGAUUCAGGGUUUUGAUCCAGGCCAGGUGGAGGCAUCCAUGAUGAGAUGGUCACCAGUAUGGAAGCUGAUUGCCUCGGUGGCUCAGCGGCACACGAGCUCCUGCUGGAGGGCCAUCAAGCAACAACUCCAGCACCAAUGCACUGACGAUGAGGUGUCAUGGCCACAGGUGGAGCGCUUCAUUCACCAAAGUGUGUUUGAGAGCAUGCAGCUCACCGCGGUGGAUGAAGACGGUGUACUGGGUAAAGAUUCCAGAGUUCUGGGCAUGGUGGAAUCAGUAAAAAAACACCCCAUAAUCCCAUGGGACAACCCGCUGUCUUUUGCCAAGAAGAACCUGCGCAAGAAACGUCCAAAGUUUGUAGAAGACACUGCUACCACAGAGCUCAACGAGCGACAAGUGGAUCAGCUGUCCCUAGCAGACAUUCAGAGUUGUCGACAAAGGUCUCUCUUGAACUGGCACUAUGUGGAACACUAUGACGCUGCCAUCUUACCUCAGGUUCUCCAGUCAGCCGCCCAACAAUAUCGCUGUCUGGACACCCUCCGAGGAAGUCAUAAUAGUGUCAUGUACAUUUUCUGCCACAAUCCCAUAAAUCCUAAUCGCUUGUGCAAUGAAUUCUGGGAUGUAGACCUGCACACAGAUGUCAAGUUCAGGAUGUAUUUGGAGCACGUAGCAGACAACAUCACAGAGUGGAUUGAGAAAGAGGAGCUGAAGAGACAACGACAACAGAGCAGUCAUGUGAACCGUGCAGAGGCUCCACGAGACUCGUUAGAAGAUGAAGAUGAAUCAAAGGAGCCAUUCAUCACAAAAGACUCCCUUAAAGCUUCCUUGUUGGAGGAGGAGAGGCUAAAGGAAGAGGAAGCCAAGAAAACUAAGAAGUCAGGGAAGGCAGCAACAUCUAAGGGAAAGCAGCAGAUGGAUGAACAGAAGUCUGUGGAGUCCAAGAAAAGUGACAAAUCUACGGCAGCUGGAGGGAAGAGCAACAGCAGCUCAGCCCUGACUUCAGACCAGUCCCUUUCCGGUAAAGUGGAUGACAAAGAAGAGCCCAGCACUGGAUUCACAGGCUUCCAGAUGGAUGGAAUGUUGAUCCAUUUGUCAGGCCGUCUCCAGUACCUCUUCCCAUCAGAUGGAGGUCACGUUACUGUGGAGACCAUCAACUACAUGGCAGGAUCCAGCAUGCUGAAAGUGGCUGUGAGGAAGGAUGGUCAUCAUUUCUACACACACAUCAGCCAUGUUGUCCACGCAGCAAGAACUGACAUUAAGGAACAUAUGAAGAUGACUACAGUGAAGAGGCGCUCCUUUUCGGCCCUGCUGGAUAACGGCGUCCAGCUCUCCUACAGUUUCUAUGGGCCAACGGGAGAAUACAAAGAGAGUCACAUGGAAACCGAAAGAGGGCCACAAAAGUCCACAGAACCAAAACCAGGUUUAAAUUCUUCCACAGCAGACACCCCAAAGAGUGACAACGGCCCUGCAGAGGUAAGUGAAGGCCAAGCACAAGAGUCCUCAAGUCCAUUCAGGAGCCUCAACCUGUCCCUCCCGAGCGGGCUAUUGCUGCAGUUCAUGCGUGACGAAGAGGAGCAGAGUAUGCUGGUACGACUGAGUUUUCACACUCAGGCUCACCAGCACCCCUCCCUCUCCAAAGAGGCAUCCCGCACAAUCACCAGCCAUGGAGCUGUGAUCCGAUACAUGAAGGACGGCUCCUCAGAGGUACUCUUUGCAGAUGGUUCAGUCAGCACCAGCUCGGAUUCUGGUCCAGUGUGGGUGAAAGAAAUUGAUCGCACCUCCACGGAUGUGCAUCUAGAGCAAAAUUCAGAGGAGACUCCUCCUCCUCCUCCUCCUCCUCCUCCUCAAGGAUUUUGGACAACUACGACUCCCUCUGGUGUUCGAAUCAGUACUAUUGGUACCACACACGAACAUAACCCAACGACCGCUCUUCUAACCUACAAGACGUCAGACCCAGUCACUCAAGAUAUGAUGCUGAGCCGGGAAGAUCUGGUGGUUUCAGUGCAGAAGCCAGAUGGAUCUUUAAAGGUUGAACAUGCAGAUGGAACCAGGAUCACCACGCUCUACCAUGACAGGUCACCAAGCAUGCAAGAUGACAAGGAGCUUGCUGGUGAGACUGCAGCAGGGAGCCCUGAAACACCCAAAGAGACCAAAGAGAAGGUGGUGUUGGUGGAGAAUGAGGCAUGCGCCACCGUGGUGAUGUACCCUGAACGACACAUGGCUGAAAUCUGGUUGGUGGAUGGGACCAUCGUCACUGGGAAUAACAAGGGAGCCUAUCAGAUUGUCCCAUCCAGCAUUGGGCUUCUGCAGAUCCAAAGUCACGGCAAGUUUGUUUACACCAGCGGGCCUCCUCAGGAUGCCUCCCCUUCUUACAUUAUGAGCCACACAGACCCAGUGACCUGUGGCGUAACGGACCUGGAUGGAAACCACUUCCAGGUGUUGGAAGAUGGCCAGGUAACAGUGCAUAAUAUUGGCCCACCUCCAUGCAUGCUGCAGGAGGAGGAGGAGGAGGAUGAAGAGGGGAAGGACAACACAGAGAUGUCUAUGAGUCAUGUGAAGGACAGAGGACAUUAUCCCAGGCUCUUCCUGGUGCAUGAUGAUGGUUCUGGUUUUGAACUUCUGAGUUCUCAAACUGUGGCGGAGGUGCUGUACCAGGCCCACUUAGAUCCCACUGUGGCUCUGUUGAAGGACCUGCUACCAGACACACAAGAUGAAUUUGGCAUCACCAUCUUGAAGCCCAGCCAUGAGAGUGUGCGGUCCAAAUGGGUGCAAGGAAGGCAGAACCUUGACGUCAUGCCUCAGAACCUCAGCAACCGCGGUUUGCACGACUUCCCCUGUGUCGAGAAGAGGUCAAGCUCUUCAUUUGAGACCACUACAGUACAAAACCGGGUUGGUUGUUCUGCCGUAUCCACUGUAGACGUGCAGAACUGCCCUAAGGUCCUGGAAAUUAGGGAACUUUACCAGCACAGAGCCAUCACCAGGAGGCUUAAGAAUAUUGUCGAUAUGCGACUAAAGGAGUACAUUGACAGUUUGAUGGGGAAGGCACAGUGGUCAGCAGAUGUGAUGCUCAAGGAGCCUCGCACUGAAGAGGAGCGUGUCCAUGCAGGUGUUCUACUCACUCAGUCUCUGACAGAGGAAAAGGAUGAAUGCUGCACCUUUGAGAGCAGGACCCCAGGGGACUUUGGCAGCCUGUACAGCCAAGCCAUGCAACCUCCAGAUGAGGUGUUGGAUGUUUCUGAAGAUCCUGCUGUUGUACCCAGCGUCAGCUGUGAGGUGAAAGAGUCAAAGUGGAUAGAUAGACUGGAGCAGUACAGACAGGAGCUUUUUGAGGUAAAAGCUUGCAUAGAUGCCCUGAGGAAGAGGAUUGUUGUGCCGUACUUCGACCCAGAAAACAUCUCAGUACACCAGAAUCUUCUCCACCAUGCAAGUCCAGACAUUUGGAGGCCAAGCUUAGAAGUACCAACCUUUCCCGGGCCAGAUGAUACAGAGGAGGCCCACCACUUGGACAUGCGACAAGACUACACGGCAUGGCCGUCCAUCCCAACACCUACUCAUUCUGCCAGUCAGGCAGCAGUGAGGAGAAGGACACCUGGGGUGAGACCUCCAACUGCAGGUCAAAGCAGUUGGAUGGACUUCUAUGGCCCACUUAGAUCAGCCCAGGUGGAUGUGAGCAGGGAGCCCAGGCAGAUGACCGUUAGACUGCCGUCAUCGAUUGUCAGCUCCAAACCCUACAGUGUCCCAAAUUAUCACUUCCGCUCUGUGGAGGAUCCAGUGCGGCGCAGGUGUCGUACCAUUUCGCUGGCUGACCCGGGUGCCGUCAUUAGGGGCUUUGAGCUCCGCCCGUCAAGCAUUGACUUUGGAACACAGAAGGAGGGUACAUCCUCUGCCAUCACUGUGGUGAUGAAGAAUGUGGGCGUGGACACCUGCCGGUUCCAUGUCAAACAGCCGCCAAUCUCUUCGGGCCUGCGUGUCAAAUACCAUCCAGGACCUGUGCCUGCAGGUUUGCACGUUGAACUGCAGAUUGAGCUCUUUGCUAUGUGUCAAGUCCACGAAGGCUACAUGGACUCCAGCAAUUACAUCUUCCAGGACAUUGUCAUCCGCACAGAGACUGACAUCCUCUAUCUGCCAGUCAUGGCCAUCAUCCUACCUGACAACUUGUAUGACAUGUGGCUAAAGGAUCAGUCCGGUACACGCAGCAAGAAACACUGCAGGGCGCCCAAACAGUCUUCCAGCCUUCCAGCAGGUCAGCAGCUUGGACAGAAUUCACCCAGUGCACCAGGGGCCUGUGCUGCAGCACACACAGGACACCAUAAACGCAUCGCUAGUCUGUGAAGAACACAUCAAUCCACUGAAAGAUGACAUCUGAGUUAAG